This is a messenger RNA of Aspergillus steynii IBT 23096, 1749 nucleotides long. RefSeq names its product NAD(P)/FAD-dependent oxidoreductase. Gene Ontology annotation, molecular function: oxidoreductase activity. The record is from RefSeq and is a predicted model, not a curated record. Gene Ontology annotation, cellular component: cytoplasm. Bases 314 to 1504 code for a protein of 396 amino acids. Lineage: Eukaryota; Fungi; Ascomycota; Eurotiomycetes; Eurotiales; Aspergillaceae. The transcript has a single exon.
GAACAGGUCAACCUGGGCCAAUAUGCCUACUGUCGGCUAUCUUUCGGCCUUCUUUCGGCCUAUCUGGACAAUAAUGUCGGCUUUUCAUGGAGCACACUGACGUAUUUCACGGCUACUUGCGGCCAUUCCUCGUUAGCUGAGUGGGCGGCACUAUAUAUAGACCGGAAGACAAGUACUAGCGGUUGAACACGAGGUCCGGAAUAGCGACAUCGGCCUUGGGAGGGACAGAACUCUUAAGUGGCUCUGACCUAUAAAUUCGGUACCCGGUUUGUUGCAAGUCCAGUACUCAGAUCACGCAGACGUCGCUCACAUCAUGGCCGCUCCCCAACCCACCUAUGACAUUGCCAUCGUUGGCGCUGGCAUUGUUGGCUCAGCCCUAGCCUACUUUCUGUCCGUUUCGGAGGAUGGCAAGAAAGUGGCUUUGCUCGAUCGCUCUUUCGAAUCGUUGAAAGGGUCCACGGGAUAUGCACCCGGCUUUGUCGGUCAAUACAACGAGUCUAGAGUUCUCACUCAGCUUGCAGUUGACACCGUGAAGGAGUACACCAAAAUACCCGGGGGUAUCGAUAUUCUCGGAGGCCUGGAGAUUGCCACAAGUCACGAAGGUGUGGAAAGGUUGAAAGGGAGAUGUGCGAAAGCCCAGGAGGCUGGCCUGGCCGCGAAAAUGAUAUCAUCCGAGGAAGCAAUCAGCUUGGCCCCGAAUUUGGUCAAGGGGGGCAACGAGGCCGCGCUUCAUUUUCCAUGUGACGGGUCGGCAAACGCUAUUGGGAUAACGGCCUUUUAUAAGAAACAGGCGCAGGCAAACGGUGUCCAGAUCCUUCAAACAGACGUUUCACAAAUUAGUCAAGCCAACGGUUGCGUGCGGGGAGUCAUGACCUCCUCCGGAUUCAUUGAUGCGAAAGCUGUCGUUGUCGCAACGGGGAUUUGGGCAUCAGGGCUUUGCGAACUCGAUAUUCCUGUCCCAAUCAUACCCGUCGCCCAUCCUUACAUGUACAGCGAAUCCCAUGAGCCAAACCCACAUAAGGCACCUUGGGUUAGAUGGCCUGAAUACCAUGUUUAUGCCCGCGACCAUGGCACCUUCUAUGGCUUAGGCUCCUACAACCAUCAGCCAAUUUCCCAAGAACCGAAGGACAGUGCCCAUGGUGACUGGAUUGAGCAUUUUGACUCAACUUUGAACCGUGCUUUGCAGUUCCUACCGGGGCAGACGGGAUUUGUCCCUGCGAAGAAGUUCAACGGUAUCUUCUCCAUGACACCCGACAAUAUGCCACUGGUAGGAAGUAUUCCCUCUGUCGCGGGACUCUACAUGGCAGCGGCGGUGUGGGUUACGCAUGCAGCAGGCUCGGCCAAGUUCCUGACUCGACUCUUGAACGGAGAGAAUGUCGAUGAGAACACAAAGAAGGCACUAGACCCAACCAGGUUCCGUGGACAGGAUCUAGCGCAAUUGAAGCAGGAAUCAUUGGACGGUUACAACAGUAUCUACAAGACGCAGGAGAAUGGGCGGCAGUAGGAUGCCUUUCAACAGCGCUACAGGGUUUGUUCUUAUUGGAGGUAUCGAAUUUUUCCAGAUAAUAAGCAUGCAUUUUGGUUUUUAAAGUCAAUCUCCCCGAGUCCCCAUUGAGCAGACCAUGGCGCGUGAACGGUGGCUUUUCCAGGCCGGCAGCCGCCGUACUAAGUGCUUAGUCUAUUCUAUUCUGUCUCACAUAAAAAACAGAAAGGAUUAUUUUCUGCCACCGAUAACCUCCCAGAUCGUAU